Oppiella nova is the source of this 1413-nucleotide messenger RNA. The record is from the annotation of a GenBank genome assembly. NCBI's taxonomy places the organism in Eukaryota, Metazoa, Arthropoda, Arachnida, Sarcoptiformes, Oppiidae.
AUGGAUUUCAACGAUUCUGAUAAUCAGUUAUCAAAUUUAGGCUUCAAUUAUAGCGAUAGAAGUGAUUCCGAAUCAACACAUUCCACACCAGAAGACGAGAGAAUCAAAAGAUUAUUUUUUACUUGUGAUACAAACGGAGACGGGUUUAUCACAUAUGAAGACAUAAGACAAGUGUGUAUUCAACUGGAAAUGGAGUGUUGUGUCGAUGAGAUAAUGAGCGAAUUGGGGGCAGACAUCGGCGGUCGCAUCUCUUACGCUGACUUUGUUAAGAGAAGAUCCGAAUUAUUGGACAUGAAAAACAAUUGGAACACUUCGGAAGAAUGCCAAUCUUUAAGCGAGUCUAAGAAACCGUUGAUAACUGAAUGGAAUGAGACAAACAGUUUUGAGACCAUUAGUAAUCAGUCGUCUUCUGUGGCCGAAGAGGCGCCGUUUGCCAGCAGUGGUCACGAGAGUUGGGAAUACGAUUCGGGCGCUCAUGACCUCGAGGUCGACAUCAUAUCACUUCACAAACAGAUCGAAGCGUCGGGUAUUGAAAUGCCGUCUAAUGUGAACGAACUCUUGGAUUUAGCCAACAGAUCAAUCCUUAGGGAACGAGAAUUUCUGGAAAAACAGAUACUUUAUCUUAAGGAUGAAAAGAUAUCAAUGAUAAAAGACUUAGAAAAGAAGAAACUGAAGGAACGUAAGGAAUAUGAGUGCAAAAUAACAGAACUUCAGUCAAUUAUCGGCGAAUUGUCACACGAUUUGAAUUAUUACCAGUUUUUGACGAUUAAAGAAGAAGAAGAUCCCAACUGUGAGCCUAUAAAUGAGACCAUUUUGGAGAAGAGCAUGGAAUCAGAUUUGAAGAAAUCUAUUCUUAACCCGAAUAUGAACUCAAAAGACGUGAAUAAUUAUAAAGAAAAGGAGAAACUGUUAGAAAACGAUUGGAUUGUGUUUGACAGCCAAGAGAAUACAAACGACACGACAGUUGGGAACGACAGGCAUUCAAAUGGACUGCAAAUCUCAAGACUCGAGUGCAGAAUCAGUAAUCUUGAGACUCAGAUCGAUCUCUCGGCUCUUCAUCUGAACGAAAGCAAAGAAAACGCUGAAAGAUUAACAGUUUUGUUGGCAAAAUAUGAGUCCAAUAACACAGCCCUGGAAUUGGCUCUCAAUUACUCCGACAAAGCAUUAGAAAUAAACGAAUUAUUGGUCGCUCUUUUGAAAACAGAAAUCGGUUUAGUGUUAGCCAACUGUCGAGCCGCUGGAGUCGGACAGACCGGAAAUGUAUCGGAAGAAGAGGAAAGAGACGAAGUGUUGAGAAUCUAUGAGAUGGCGAACCAUAAGAGACGAGUGGCUGAAGAGUCGGCUCUCAAUUAUAUGACAAAAUAUUGUCCAGAACUUGAGCCCUUUAUUGUGGACUCAGAUAAAGACAUCGAA